Molecule: messenger RNA, 798 nt
Organism: Trypanosoma grayi
Lineage: Eukaryota; Euglenozoa; Kinetoplastea; Trypanosomatida; Trypanosomatidae
Exons: 1
Coding region: 1-798 (265 amino acids)
Biological process (GO): regulation of cilium movement
Source: RefSeq, a predicted model, not a curated record
AUGGUUCUCAUCGAGUGCAAACGGCUGCCCAAGGACGAGUAUAGCAAAGACUAUGAUGUCUUUCUGGUGUCCAUUCCGGGGAGCACCAACGUCGGGGAGGCAACAGACGCACUUCAGCGGAUGCGCAACACACGGGUUCGCAUAAAGUGGAUGAUAGCCGCCGCGAAGCAGCUUGUGAAGGAUUCCUGCGCGGAGGACCAGCAGCACCACCUGAUGGGCCCUGUUGGCGACGCCGAGCGCUACAUGUCACUGGAGCGGGCGGAGAAGCGACUGGUGUGCACCCAGGAGGAGUUGGACGCCCUCAUCGCCGCAUUCAAGGGCGGUGCGAUGAUUCUCUUCCCUGCCGAGUGCAGUGGCCCGGACGCGACGAAACGGUUGGCACAGCUGCUCGACGACGACAACACCGCCGACACCGAGCGCUCCAAGGCACACCGCCUCUUGAGCCUCAUCGACGACGGCGCCACGACAGAGGAUAUUCUUGAAGGGACGGUCGUGAUGUGGUGGAGCGGUAAGCCACUUGAUCGGGCCGCCGAUCUCACAAAGUACGUUGGAAAGAACGAGAAAACAAAGAUCACAGUAAAACUCGCCGCCAAGGAUGCGCCUGCACCGCCGCGAGAGCCAGUGGUAGACGCCAAUACACAAUCUGAGCUCAUGGCGUACUACUAUAAGAAACAGGAGGAGAUGAAGAAGCUUGUCGAGGAUGAAGAUCUCUCAUACGGCAAUAGUGCCUGGGCUGAUCCCCAGGGUCUGAAGUCUCAACUGCACGGAUUCGAGGGGGUGAAGUACAAACCUAUUUAA